AUGGAUACAGAGAAAGCAGUCUCCUAUCUGAACGGCCUCCUUGGUCGGACCAUGCGCAUUCAUGCGAGUGAUGGCCGCAUGUUUGUUGGUCUCUUCAAAUGCACUGACGCUGAACGCAAUAUUAUUCUUGCCAACUCGUUCGAAUACCGCCUACCUAGCGCCUCCGCCGUUCAGGAAGCUGCCGCAAAAGAGACUGAAUCAUGGAAUGAGACACAAGUGAAAGCUACCCGAGUCAAGGUUAACAUGACGAGUCGUCUCAUUGGCUUAAUUGUGAUCCCGGGUCAUCACAUCACGAAAAUUGAGCUGGAAUAA
Molecule: messenger RNA, 312 nt
Organism: Penicillium oxalicum
Lineage: Eukaryota; Fungi; Ascomycota; Eurotiomycetes; Eurotiales; Aspergillaceae
Product: LSM domain-containing protein
Exons: 2
Coding region: 1-312 (103 amino acids)
Cellular component (GO): NatC complex
Source: RefSeq, a predicted model, not a curated record